Molecule: messenger RNA, 1348 nt
Organism: Rhododendron vialii
Lineage: Eukaryota; Viridiplantae; Streptophyta; Magnoliopsida; Ericales; Ericaceae
Product: protein SCO1 homolog 1, mitochondrial
Exons: 6
Coding region: 149-1129 (326 amino acids)
Biological process (GO): mitochondrial respiratory chain complex IV assembly
Source: RefSeq, a predicted model, not a curated record
AAGAUUUUUUCCCAAAUGUAAAUUGGUUUGAGAAAAGGCUUGGAGCUGGUCUAGGGUUUUAGGUAAAACCUCUACCUUUGCUUGCGAAUUGUGUCACAGACUCACGGCAAAGAUCUCGAGAGACCCCACAACAAAGAAGCACAUUUCCAUGGCGACCACUGCGUUAUCAAGAAACCCAACCCUCGGCUGCAUCUAUCGUUCCCUCGCUUCCAAAAUCACCCUCUCCCAGUUGAGAACAACCAAUCCCCCUUUUCGUCCCUUCCAUGGAUUUCCUCCUCAGUCUCUACUCCGCCCACCUCUCCCUCAAUCGGAGAUUCAUCUGGAUGCUAUAUACCGUAGAUUUCUCUGUAGCAGUACCAGUACUGCUACCGCCAGUCAAGCGAGUUCAUCCACGGGUGGAUCUUCGGAAGGUAAUUCCGGUAAAGGGGACAAGUCCGAUCAAUCACAGAACACUUCUGAGCAGGGGAAGUCCGUUCGUGGCGGGCCUGUCUCAUGGUUGAGCUUUCUUUUGCUGGUUGCUACUGGAGCAGGUGUGAUCUUCUACUAUGACAACGAAAAGAGACGGCAUAUUGAAGAUAUAAACAAUGCAUCAAUUGCAGUAAAACAGGGACCAUCUGUGGGGAAAGCAGCCAUUGGUGGUCCAUUCAGUCUUGUCAACCAUAAUGGUAAGGCAGUAACUGAUGGAGAUUUUCUGGGAAAAUGGACGGUGAUGUAUUUUGGCUUCACUCAUUGCCCUGAUAUCUGCCCUGAUGAGCUACAAAAGCUUGCUGCUGCAGUUGAUAAAAUAAAGAAAAGUGCUGGGAUUGAGGUAGUACCAGUAUUUAUCUCAGUUGAUCCUGAAAGAGACACUGUUGAGCAAGUUCAUGAAUAUGUCAAAGAAUUUCACCCAAAUUUGAUUGGGCUAACGGGUAACCCGGAGGAGAUAAAGAAAGUUGCUCGUGCAUAUCGAGUCUACUAUAUGAAGACAGAAGAGGAAGGCUCAGACUACCUUGUCGAUCACUCAAUAGUCAUGUACUUGAUGGACCCUAACAUGGAAUUUGUGAAGUUUUACGGGAAGAACAAUGAUGUUGAUGCACUUUCUGAUGGCAUAAUUAAAGAAAUAAAGCAGUACAAAAAAGUAAAAGCGUGAUUUUGGAUGGAGCGUUGUACCCAGAAUUCUUGAACUUAUAUUUUUUUGGGUAGAUCAUUUUCCAUUUCUUUUGGGUGGCUUUUCCGAGAUGUUUUGCAGAAAUUGCGAGCUUUACUAUUAGCAUUGCCAGUUUUUUUUUCUUUUGGUAAGUGAUUCAAAGUUGUCUUCUUGAUUUGAAUGACGGAAAUGAUAGCAACUGUCACAGGAAGUUUCAAUUCC